GAUAGUGUGUGGAAAAAGCCUCUUUAAAAACGAUCUGGUCCCCAGGAAGCAGUAUUUGAGGAGUCGGGAUUCCUGAGCUGCCCUCAGAACCUACUGUAGUUUUUGUUUUUUCUCUCUCCGAUAAUGUCUCAUCAGAAGUCAGAAUUGAUAAUGCUUGAUGUUGAGUGGAAAAUUCCACAGGAAGUUAAGGAAAUGUUUAACAUUAAGGGGGACUGAGGGAAAGGAAGGUCCUGUAAAGAACGGAUCCUAAGUUGUGUUUCAUAUGGGAUUUGGAUUUGCCUUUGUUUACACCAGGGAGUCUUAUGUGGGUAUAGAUUAUUGUGGUGAGCAACUGAAGUGGAAAUAAUUUCCCAUGACGUUGCUUGUUCUUGGGAACUGAGGAAUUAUAAACCAGCAAACUAGAUGUUACACAGAUUGCCAUAUUUUUUAUUUAUUUAUGAUACUGCCUUGCCAGGUCUGUGUCUAAGGUCUUUCCACUGGGCUAAAUGCGUAGCUGUUGGCAGUGGCUCUGGGUUUUUAAUAACCAGUCUAAUCCAGAAAUCUUAAAUCUGUAUGACCUUUCUCACAUCAGUUUUACGGUUUUAUUUGUUCGUGUUUAAGAAUUAAUAUCUCAAACGUUUCUUCAUUUUUACCCACAAUAUUCUAGGACUGUAUACAUGUACAGCACAGUGAAGUUUUUCUAAAUUCUUUUAAAUUUUCUAAUUCACUAAAUACAAGAUAUUUAAAAAACAAAUCCGUGAAAAUUUCCAAUUGCAAAGAAAUUUCCUGUAUGUGGCAUAUUUUUCAGAACAUUUCAGACAACAUUUUCAAAGAUACAAAUAUGCAGUGUUUUCGUGCUAUUAAUUUUGAACCUUUUUAUUUAUAUAUUGUAAAUAUGACCCGUGUAAAUGAAUAUUGUAUUUACUACAGAGGAAAAAAAUCUUGGAAAAAAUUUAUAAGAUUAAAAAUGGGUCUCUGAUGGCAAGGCGAUGGCUUUAAUGCAAAGCAAAUGAAAGACAUCUGGGUUUGAGAGGGGGGGGAGAGAGGGGAGAGAGAGCUCGACUGGAAGAGAAGAGGAUAAUAUGUAAAACUUUAAGCGCAUAGAUCCUCUCAGUCAGCAACAUUAGAGGGGUCAGCGCUGCUUCCUCCCAGAGGGUGGAUGGGUAUUAGAGUCGCUGUAAUGCCUCCAGGUUCACAGGGACCGUCUGCUCAGUGACCUGCAGGCGUCUUUGAUCGGGCGGGCUGUGGAGGAGAGAGACCGCCGGCAUGCUGAGCUUGAAGAGACGGAGGCAGAGCCUCUUCCCCAAUUACAAGCUGGGAGGGGCGACGGACCCCGUUGCCAGGGAGGUGGACCACCACCUGCCCUUCGCCAAGGACGGCUUCGUGAAGCAGUGGAACUCCAUGCAGGAGCUGAGCCGGGACAUCUACAACAUAUACGAUGAGUACGAGAACGAGGAGGACGACCGGGUGCCCCUCGCGCAGCUGAGGCUCAGCUCGCCCUCCAAGAACUUCAUGCUCAACAUCAACGUGGGCGGCAAGGUCUACCAGAUGUCCUACCGCGUGGCGGCCCAGUACCCCAAGACGAGGAUCGGGAGACUGGCGACGUACACCGACCACAACCGCAAGCUGGACCUCUGCGACGACUACAUCGUCCAGAACAACGAGUUCUUCUUCGACCGGGACCCGGACAUCUUCCACAACAUCUUCAACUUCUACCGGACCGGCGUGCUGUGGGUCAAGGACGAGCUGUGCCCUCGCAACUUCCUGGAGGAGAUCAACUACUGGGGCGUGCGGAUCAAGAACACCCACCGCUGCUGCCGCAUCUCCUUCGAGGAGCGGCAGGAUGAGCUGAACGAGCAGCUGAAGGUCCAGCGGGAGCUGCAGGCAGAGGUGGAGAUCGAGGAGAACGAGGAGCUGUUCCGCGACAUGGCCUUCGGCCACGCCCGCCGGGCCAUCUGGAACCUGAUGGAGAAGCCCUUCUCCUCCGUCACCGCCAAGCUGAUGGCGUUGGCCUCCAGCUUCUUUGUGCUGGUGUCGCUGGUGGCCAUGACGCUCAACACGGUGGAGGAGAUGCAGUACCGCACGCCCACGGGCCAGCUGAGCGGCCGGACCUACUGCGAGUACGUGGAGACCCUCUGCAUCGCCUUCUUCACCGUGGAGUACCUGCUGCGGCUGGCCUCCACGCCGGACCUGCGCCACUUUGGCCGGAGCGUGCUCAACGCCGUGGACCUGAUCGCCAUCCUGCCGCUCUACCUGCAGGUGGUCCUGGAGCACUUCGAGAGCGAGGAGCAGGGCAAGCACAGCGACAUCGAGACGGUGAGCCGCGUGGGGAAGGUGGGCCAGGUGCUGCGCAUCAUGCGCCUGAUGCGCAUCUUCCGCAUCCUGAAGCUGGCGCGCCACUCCACGGGCCUGCGGGCCUUCGGCUUCACCCUGCGCCAGUGCUACCAGCAGGUGGGCUGCCUCUUCCUCUUCAUCGCCAUGGGCAUCUUCACCUUCUCCGCCAUGGUCUACACCGUGGAGCACGACGUACCCCAGACCAACUUCACCAGCAUACCCCACGCCUGGUGGUGGGCUGCCGUGAGCAUCUCCACGGUGGGCUACGGGGACAUGUUCCCGGAGACGCCGCUGGGUCGCAUCUUCGCCUUCGCCUGCAUCUCCUUCGGCAUCAUCCUCAACGGCAUGCCCAUCUCCAUCCUCUACAACAAGUUCUCCGACUACUACUCCAAGCUGAAGGCGAACGAGUACACCUCCAACCUGCAGAACCGUGGGAGAGUGCGGUUCACCAGGAGGGCGGUCAAGAAGAUGAGCGAGUGUUGCGAAGGAGCCCGGCAUUAGCGUCCGGCCCGCUCCUUUAGGAAACGUUAAAGGUCGCUCCGUCCUGGCUUCCGCUGUAGACCGCUUUAACCAAGCUGACGCAAUCCCUGCAUCAAAUCCUGGUGAGGUCAUCGCCCUCAUCGCCCGAGGAAGGUCCCGCGCGCACGUCUGAGACCCUGAAAAGAGGACAAAUGGAAAUGACCCUUCUGUCCUUAGCUCUACAGUGGCCUAGUUUUUCAUGUGGAGCGGAGGGCUAAUCGCCCAAACUCAAUGGGCUACUUCCCAUUUCAACGACAUACGUUGCAUUAUUUGCAUUUCGAAGCAACACCUUAUGUCUCAGGAAAUGCAUGGCAGCUACUUUAUCAUGAAUCAUUUAUUAGUAUGCAUGUACAAUUACUGCCUGUUAUAUAACUGCCAUCUUGUUCGUGGCCCGGCGGUUGGUGUAACCAAGAUCAUUUGAAGUACAAAUUGUACAUCCUACUCACUGACAUUGUAAAGCCUGGUAAUGCGGUCAUGUUAAGGUGGACAGAUACGACUGCUUUUCGACACACGUCCCCUAACUUGACAGCCUUCCCUCAAGAUGAAAGGUUUAAAUAAGCAGGUUCACAUGUUCGAUGAACAGCUAGUAAUUGUCAGCCACAUAUUAUGAUUCAGCAACAGCUGAAGUCCAUAGAAAUGCGUUUGAAACUGCAGAGACGUUUUUAAGAUGGUAAGACUCUGGGACAAAAAUACAAUUCUCACAUUAAUUACCUUUUAUCACAACCAGUGUGCAAGGGU
Molecule: messenger RNA, 3570 nt
Organism: Anguilla anguilla (European eel)
Lineage: Eukaryota; Metazoa; Chordata; Actinopteri; Anguilliformes; Anguillidae
Gene: kcnv2a
Product: potassium channel, subfamily V, member 2a
Exons: 2
Coding region: 1246-2814 (522 amino acids)
Biological process (GO): protein homooligomerization; potassium ion transmembrane transport
Cellular component (GO): membrane; voltage-gated potassium channel complex
Molecular function (GO): voltage-gated potassium channel activity
Source: RefSeq, a predicted model, not a curated record